AUGGUGCUCGUGCAUCAGGAGCUCGUGCUCCAGGCCGCCCUCCUGGCCACGGUCUCGGGCUACUUCAUCAGCCUCGAUGCGCAUGCAGAGGAGUGCUUCUUCAAACGGGUCACCUCGGGCACCAAGAUGGGCCUCAUCUUCGAGGUAGCCGAGGGCGGCUUCCUGGACAUCAACAUGGAGGCUACAGGGCCUGAAAAUAAAGGAAUUUAUAAAGCAGACAGGGAGUCCAGACAAGACAUGGAAACAGAAGCUCACCAGAACAAGCUAGAGGAAAUGAUUAAUGAGCUGCUCGCAGUGGCAAUGACGGCUGUAAAGCAUGAACAGGACAACAGGGGAGUUCAGGAGAGAAUACACAGAGCAAUCAAUGACAACACAAACAGCAGAGUGGUCCUUUGGUCCUUCUUUGAAGCUCUUGUUCUAGUUGCCAUGACAUUGGGACAGAUCUACUACCUGAAGAGAUUUUUUUACAGGCCAGAGGAUUGUGAGGAGGAGCACAGACUAGCCAGCCGGAGUAUGAGAGACCACCAUGUGGAGACCAGCCAUAGCUCUUCAGCCAACAGCCAGCAAGCCUAA
Balaenoptera ricei (Rice's whale) is the source of this 573-nucleotide messenger RNA. Its product is annotated as transmembrane emp24 domain-containing protein 2-like. Gene Ontology annotation, biological process: Golgi organization; intracellular protein transport; endoplasmic reticulum to Golgi vesicle-mediated transport. The record is from RefSeq and is a predicted model, not a curated record. The coding region runs from base 1 to 573 and encodes 190 amino acids. NCBI's taxonomy places the organism in Eukaryota, Metazoa, Chordata, Mammalia, Artiodactyla, Balaenopteridae. Gene Ontology annotation, cellular component: endoplasmic reticulum; Golgi apparatus; COPII-coated ER to Golgi transport vesicle. The transcript is spliced from 3 exons.